Populus euphratica (Euphrates poplar) is the source of this 1300-nucleotide messenger RNA. Its product is annotated as putative quinone-oxidoreductase homolog, chloroplastic. Lineage: Eukaryota; Viridiplantae; Streptophyta; Magnoliopsida; Malpighiales; Salicaceae. The coding region runs from base 103 to 1092 and encodes 329 amino acids. The record is from RefSeq and is a predicted model, not a curated record. The transcript is spliced from 4 exons. Gene Ontology annotation, molecular function: oxidoreductase activity.
GCCUUCUCUCCUACACCAAGUAUUUCGUUUUAUCUGCCUGCCUCCUUUCUUCCUUCCCUCCUUCUUUGUUUCUCACUGUCUCUUGCAUUGCUUCUAUUGGACAUGGCAGGGAAUCUAAUGCAUGCCUUGCAGUAUGAUAGCUAUGGUGGAGGCGUCGCAGGUUUAAAGCAUGUUGAGGUUCCAGUCCCUAGUGCCAAGAAAGACGAGGUUUUACUCAAGUUAGAAGCAACUGGUCUAAACCCAUAUGAUGCUAAAAUACAAAAAGGCGUGGCGCGCCCUUUUCUACCUAGAAGUUUCCCUUACAUCCCCGCCCUUGACAUAGCGGGAGAGGUUGUGGCGGUUGGACCAGGAGUUGAAGAUUUCAAAACUGGUGACAAAGUUGUAACUGUGCUUAGCGCCUCUAGUGGAGGUGGACUAGCUGAAUUUGCAGUGGCUAAGAAGAGCUUGUCAGUUGCAAGGCCACCUGAAGCUUCAGCAGCUGAAGCUGCAGGCUUGCCUAUUGCAGGUCUCACAGCUUACGUGGCUCUCACUCAAUGUGCUGGGGUCAAGCUUGAUGGAAGUGGCAUCCAGGAAAAUAUUCUGAUCACUGCUGCCUCAGGUGGCGUGGGUCACUAUGCAGUUCAGCUAGCAAAGCUCGGAAACACUUAUGUGACUGCUACUUGCGGGGCUCGUAACAUUGAAUUUGUCAAGGACUUAGGGGCUGAUGAGGUUCUGGAUUACAAAACCCCAGAAGGAGCAGCUCUGAAGAGCCCAUCUGGUAAGAAAUAUGAUGCUGUGAUUCACUGCGCACCAGGAAUUCCAUGGAGUACUUUUGAGCCAAAUCUGAGUGAAAAGGGGAAGGUUAUACAUCUCUCUCCUGGCCCCAGUACCAUGAUUACUUCUGCUGUGAAGAAACUUACUUUCUCCAAGAAGCAGCUGAUUCCGCUGAUUCUUACUCCCAAGGGUGAGGACCUGAAAUGUCUUGUUAAUCUGGUAAAGGAAGGGAAGCUUAAAACAGUGAUCGAUUCAAAGCAUCCAUUAAGCAAGGCUGAAGAUGCUUGGGCUAAGGUUAUCGAUGGUCAUGCCACUGGGAAGAUAAUUGUGGAGCCAUGAAUGAAAAUAAAGUGCUUGACUUGUUAAAAUGUUUGUAUUAUUAUGAGUUCUUGCGUCGACCAUGUAGAUCCGAUGGUACACACAGCUGAAGAGGCAUUUUACGAUAUGUGAUCCUGCACUACAAUUUUUGUUUUUUUACUUGAUGUAUCCGUAAAUGAUAUGGUUUGGGUUUGGAUUUUAUCACUAUAUAUAUUGUAUAUAUUUGUUC